Molecule: messenger RNA, 3435 nt
Organism: Salpingoeca rosetta
Lineage: Eukaryota; Choanoflagellata; Craspedida; Salpingoecidae
Exons: 27
Coding region: 259-3042 (927 amino acids)
Source: RefSeq, a predicted model, not a curated record
GCGAGUGAUGGUGCCAUUCAGUACCAGGCACGAACACACACACGAAGAACAAAACAACACGACUGACACACAGGCAGGACGUGCUGUGUCCCUUGUCCCUCUCUCUCCUGUGUCAGGGCUGCUCCCCUCCCCCCACGUCCCAACACGUCCCCAUCUGCCCUCUCUUGACUUGGCCUCUCAUCGCCGUUGAGCCAGUUGCCGUUUGUUGUCCGUGCCGGGUGGAGGUGAAGGCGCGGAACCGUUGUUGUCCACCCAGUCAUGUCGCGCCAUUCAAGUACAAAGCGGGCGGACCUGGAAGUGUAUGUGUCAGAGGGCGAACCACAGCACAACGUUCACCUCCCGGAAACCUUUGAGCCUCGCAGGCUCAAGGCUGAUGGCAGUCACCCAGCUGCACCAUCGAAGCAGAAAUCACAGCGCAAGGAUGAUGCCCUCCGCGCGCUCUUCAACAGCGUCUCCACCAAGGAUGGCAAGCGCGUGUAUGCGGACGGGCUUCGCGUGAUCAUCUCGAAGCUCAUGUGUGCCACUCCGAUCAGCACGUUUUUCGGUGCAUCGCCACGUGAAGUGUCAGAGGAACACGCAUACCGCGUCAUGUCAUUCCUAGACAGGAGAUCCGCCGGCCACCUCACCAUGGAAGACUUUUGUGAAGCGCUGGAUGUGUGUGUGCGCGAUGACGGACAGCCGAGCAAAUUCCACCACAGCCUGCUGAUGGCGGAUGCACUUGCGCUGCACGAACACAAUCUCGAUCUUGAGGAAGAGGUGGAGUCCCUCAAGGAGACACACGCAGCAGAGAAGGCAAAGCUGACAAAGCAGGUUGAUUCCCUGCGGCAGGAGCUGCUCGACCUCGAGCAGCAAAACACGGAUGUGCUCGAUGAGGCCGACACAGAGAUGAACAACUUGCAGCGGCAAAACAUGUUCCUCAAGACAGAGCUUGUGCGCGCCCGCAGCCAUCAAAAUCUUGCUGACCAGCUCGCCCCGGAUGACGGCGAGAACGACAUGAGCGUCUGCAGUUUCGACCGCCGCGACUCUGCGGAGAGCAUUGGUGUUGUAUCGCAGACAUCGGAGCUGGAUGCACUCCGCGACGAAAUCGCCACGCUCACGGAGCAACUUGCACAGCUGAGCGACGAGUUGGUGGAGGAAAAGUCGCGUUCCACUGAUUUGCAGGACCAGCUCCUCGCCGCAUCUGAAGCGCUUCAGCGUGCAGAGCACAAGAACACAUUGGCGGAGACGCAGCUCUCCUCACUGACCGCAGACCUCAAUCGCGUCACCGCAGAGCUCAAAGACCUCAAGGCACGGCCAAGUCGCACUAGUCUCGACAUCUCAGGCAUGAACUACGCAAUGGCGCUUGGGAUUGAGCUACAGGUUGAGGCGAUGCGAACCGAGAACAGCAACCUCAAGAAGGAGAACACAGACCUGAAGCAGAGGCUGCUGGAACACGAGGCCACCGCUCAGGAGAAACAGAAGGAAUUGGAGGCGACUGUGGCCAAACUGCGAGCGCAAAUGGUUGAGAUGGAGAAGAGGCAUGCGGUGGAGGCAGAGGCCACGCAAGACGAAGUGAAUGUGCGUUUGUCACGCAAGAAUGAGGAGCUGCGGGAACAGCUCAAGACACAAGCCAAGGAGGCCACGGCACGACAGAGGGACAUGGAACUGCGAGUGAAGAUGUUGCGGGAGCAGCUUGCACAGACCGAAAAACAGCUGAAACAAGCAGAUGCCUCAGCGUCCACCAUCAAGCUUGAGGUCCAGUCCUUGCGCGCUCGCUUGAGAGCUCGUGAGGACGCGGGAACGCAAAUCGCCACUCUGCAACAAGAGCUGAAGACAGCAACAGCAGACAAGCACAAGCUUAGCUCGUGUGUUGAGCAACUGCACGCAAAGCUGAGGAAUGCGGAGUUUGAGCAAACGAAGCAAGCGCAGCACAUCCAAGCACUGGAAGCGGACCAGCGCGCGCAAACGCGGGAGCUGGAGCGGUUGCGGCGGCAGAGCAGCCGGUGGGGCGACCAGCAACAGCAGCAACGGCAUCACCACCAACAGGAAGCACGAGAACACGAGCAGAUACAGCGUACACCCAAUCCGCGAUGGCCGGCAAGACAACAGCAACAGCAACAACAACAUGGUUCCGUGGGCGAGCCUGUGUAUGAUCAGGGGAGAAAGGGGAGACGUGGGCGGAUCUCAUUAGUAGCAGGAAAGAGCACAGCAGAUGUGCGCGAGCGAAGCGCUGUUGACACGCCACUGAGAGGCGGGGGGAUGGUGCGCGCUGACGACAACGAUGGCCGUGGUGGACAUGGCACUGGCAUUGGUGGUGAUACCAAGUUGACGGAAGAGAUGCUGAAGCUGAGGGAAGACAACCUGCGGCUGCAGGAUGUGGUGACUGCUCUCAAACGCGUGCAGACGGAUCUCAUGGGAGAGGUUUCGCGGCUUCGCAAGUUGUUGUCGAUGCACACAAAUCUGCAGGAGCAACCGAAGCAACUGCUCAAAUUGGACGACGUGCUGGAGAGCGUGUCAAAGAUUCGCCAGCAACAGCGAACAGCAGCCCUGGAGCAGAUGGAGGACUUGGCUGCCAUCAACCGCACGCUGCAGGGUGCAUAUGCCCGCUCCCGGAUGGCGUCACAGUCGUUCACGGCCGAUCGGUUUGCAUCAUCGUCCGAGACGGAUGUUUAUUCCACCGAGAGCAACAGUCCUACCGCCGAUGCAGCUUCGGUGUAUGGAGGCGACUUGUAUGGUGGACUCGUUCGAGAAACAGGUUUUCAGCUGUCUCCCGCGCAUGCUGAUCCAGUCUCCUUUGACGUCGUUUGUCAUCCGUCCACGGCAGCAUACACAUUUGGGCUGCAGGGUCCAUGCCGCCUUGUGCUCUCUGAGAACGACGUGCGCAUCCAGCACAUGUCAACACGACGCCAGCACGCGUGGCCCUGGCACAGCAUCGCCAGGCUUGUGCGAGACGAGGCGUACGUGAGCUUACUCGUGGACGGUGUUGACGGACGGGAACUCGAGCUGCUCAUGUAUUCGGACGAAGCCGAUCGAAUCGCAAAGACUUUCAGCCUCUUCGUCUAACACAUGCAUGUCUGCAACUGUUGCAUGUUCGUGCACAAGCGCUGUUGAACGCACGAGGGUUUUUUCUUCCUGUGAAUGGUAAACCCUUCGUUGUGAAAGUUGUUUCCUUGGCGUUAUCAUGGGUCGUCACACCUGUUCUUGGGGCACCUGUUACACAGUCGCACGCUGAUCCUUGAGCGUGUGCGCCUCGUUCCUUCACUGUUGUCCCUGGCUUCUGGACCUCACACUUCUUUCUGGCUGUUGUCAUUGACCCUCGUUUCUAUUUGUGGUGGCUUUGCACUUGUUCAUUUCUUGCCUCUUGUGAUCCUUGAAGGAUGCACGCUGUUGAUGUUCAACCCACGACUACACGACCUCUUUCGUCUCCAAAGCAGAAAAUACACACAAAACACAGAC